Chelonia mydas (Green sea turtle) is the source of this 4209-nucleotide messenger RNA. RefSeq names its product tetratricopeptide repeat domain 8 (gene TTC8). Gene Ontology annotation, biological process: non-motile cilium assembly. The transcript has 15 exons. The coding region runs from base 476 to 2023 and encodes 515 amino acids. The record is from RefSeq and is a predicted model, not a curated record. NCBI's taxonomy places the organism in Eukaryota, Metazoa, Chordata, Testudines, Cheloniidae. Gene Ontology annotation, cellular component: BBSome; non-motile cilium; ciliary basal body. Gene Ontology annotation, molecular function: protein binding.
GCAGAACGCCAGUUUAAUUUGGCAACUAUCGGCGCUGCCUCUAGGGUGAGCCCUUGGGAGUCUAGGGAGACGGCACUGCCACACCCUUACGGCUAAGUACUGCAGCCCGCUGGUGUCUGGGGGGAUAGGGCCGAGCCUGGACAGAGGGUUGGCCAGGGAGGCCACCGGGCCCGGGAGAGGGGAGAGCAGAGUUUGCCCCUGAUGGACACAGCGAGACUGUGCCCCAGAGGAGCAGCCGCUGCUGCAGUAUCCGCGGGAGCCACCCCCAGGCCUUCACCGUGAGGGCAGGCUCGGGCCGGCCGGGGCAGAGCGAACCGGGCUGCGCUGUUUCUCAGGCAGCUGCUUGGCCACCUCUGCUCCUGCUAGGCCCCGGCUCGGGCGUUGCUUGGCAGAGGGACGCCAGCUCUGCGGGGAGGAGGCCGGUCGGCGCUGGGUGCGGGACGGGUCCGGGUCCGAGUCCGCCCCGCACGGCAGGAUGGGGCUGGAGAUGGAGCCGCUGCUCCAGGCCUGGAGCUACUUCAGGAGGCGGAAGUUCCAGCUCUGCGCGGAUCUCUGCUCCCAGCUACUGGAGAAAUCCCCCGGACACCAGGAACCUGAUUGUGAAUUCACAGUUUCUCAGGCUGCUUGGAGUUUGAAAACACGAGCUCUAACGGAAAUGGUUUAUGUGGAUGAAAUUGAUAUAGAUCAGGAGGGAAUAGCAGAGAUAAUUCUUGAUGAAAAUGCCAUUGCUCAAGUUGCACGCCCAGGAACUUCUUUGAAACUCCCUGGAACCAGUCAGGGUGGAGGUCCCAGUCCAGCUGUUAGGCCAGUGACUCAGUCAGGAAGACCUGUUACAGGGUUUGUGCGACCCAGCACACAAAGUGGACGACCAGGCACUAUGGAACAGGCUAUAAGAACUCCUAGAACCGCUCAUACUGCUCGCCCAAUUACUAGUGCUUCUGGAAGAUGUGUCAGACUAGGAACGGCCUCUAUGCUCACAAAUCCAGAGGGUCCUUUCAUAAACUUGUCUAGAUUGAAUUUAGCAAAAUAUGCUCAAAAACCAAAGUUAGCAAAGGCAUUGUUCGAAUACAUUUUUCACCAUGAAAAUGACGUUAAGAAUGCUUUAGAUUUGGCAGCACUUGCCACAGAGCAUGCACAGUACAAGGACUGGUGGUGGAAAGUCCAAAUUGGGAAAUGCUACUAUAGGUUAGGAUUGUACCGUGAAGCAGAAAAACAAUUUAAAUCAGCUCUCAAGCAGCAAGACAUGGUAGAUACAAUACUGUAUUUAGCAAAAGUGUAUUUUCGGUUGGAUCAGCCUUUGACAGCUUUACAUCUUUUCAAGCAAGGAUUAGAUCGAUUUCCUGGAGAAGUGACCCUUCUUUGUGGGAUUGCCAGAAUCUAUGAGGAAAUGAAUAACAUCUCCUUAGCUGCAGAAUACUACAGAAAAGUCUUAAAACAAGAUAACACUCAUGUGGAAGCCAUUGCAUGCAUUGGUAGUAACCACUUUUAUUCAGACCAACCUGAGAUAGCUUUGCGGUUUUACAGACGUCUCCUGCAGAUGGGUGUUUAUAACUGCCAGCUAUUUAACAAUCUGGGCCUCUGUUGCUUCUAUGCCCAGCAGUAUGAUAUGACACUGACCUCCCUUGAACGUGCACUUUCUUUGGCUGAAAAUGAGGAGGAGGCAGCAGAUGUUUGGUACAACUUGGGGCAUGUGGCUGUGGGAAUAGGUGACCUGAACUUGGCUUACCAGUGUUUCAAGCUGUCCCUAGCCAAUAAUAAUGACCAUGCAGAAGCUUAUAACAACUUGGCUGUGCUGGAGCUACGAAGAGGUCAUGUUGAGCAGGCAAGAGCAUUGCUGCAGACCGCUUCAUCUUUAGCACCUCAUAUGUAUGAGCCUCAUUUCAAUUUUGCAGCACUUUCUGACCAGGUUGGAGAUCUCCAGAGGAGUUAUAUAGCAGCUCAGAAGUCAAAGGAAGCAUUUCCAGGUCAUGUUGAUACACAACAGCUCAUCAAACAGUUAAAACAGCACUUUGCCAUGCUUUGAUGCCAUAUUUCUGUCAUGUAAAAUAGCUCAAAUGAUUUUACAUCCGAGAUACUACAAAAUACAUUUUACAAAAUGAUAGCUGAGAAUUUAAUAGGAACAAACCCUCCUUAUUAAAAGGCCUGUGUUUGGUUUGGGUACCAGGGAACAUUUAAAAAAUUCUGAACUGACUUGUAACAGUACGCAAGACAUUUCACUUUUUACAUGUGGCUAGAACAUACAUUGUAUUUAUUUCUGAGUAAAGAAUAAGAUAUUGCAACUAUCUGAUAAUAGUGUCAGGCAAUUCGCCAUUUAAUAUUCAGGAAGCAUUUUAAAGGAUUUUUUCCUGACGUUUUGGCAAGUUUUUAAUGUUCCUCUUUGACAGUGCAGCAUUAAGGCAAAAAGGUUUCAUGUCUGUCUUUCCAGCAUGGCUUUUGAUAUUGUACAUUCUUACUGAUUAGUUUGUGUAUUAAGUUCUUAUGAGUACAGUUUAUGAAUAAAUUCCUUGUUAUCUGAAGCAAAAACAUUAUAUAUUUUCCUUUAUAUUCGGGUGAUAUAAAAUAAAUUUUGAUUUGUUUCCGUUGUUAUAUUAUUCAUAUUGCUUCCAGUUUUCCUUAUACUUACUUUCAAGAAAGAAAGGAUUUUGAGAAAUCUAGUAGAAUUGGCAUUAAUAGCAUAAUGUGCAUGCUUCUCUCUCACUAACAGAACAAAGUCCAAGGAUUAGGUCCAUAGUAAUAUAUUAAGAGGACAGAUGCUUGAGUGUCAGAUUCACAAGGAGGACAUAGGUGCCUAAUUGCUACUUUAGGGACCUAAUCCAACAUUUAGGUGCCACUGGCCAUCACAAACCUCCUAACCCUGUAGGUGUCCAUAGUCCCUAGGCUUUCCACCUAAGUUUCCACUGUUAAAGUCUCCAAAGCACCAAACAGGUUCACAGUAGCCUCAAAUCCUGACACCAGCCUGCAACUCAGCAUCUAACUCGCACCCAAACCCCAGUAGGAUUCUUAGACUAGACAUGUCCUCUGCCUGUUGCCCUUGGGCCUGGUCUAGUAGGUAUGCUCAGAGCACCUAAACCCACACAAAAUGGAUGUUUUGAAGCUGAUCCACUCUGUCUGCAUUGGGUCAGAGAGAAAGAAUGACUACAGCCUAGUGAUUAGGACACUAACUGGGAGGAGGGAGACCUACAUUCUAGUACCUCUGCUCAAAUGCAUAUUUAAUUAUUUACACACAGUGGGGACCAGUUUCAACAGGAGAGAUUUAGAAAGACCUGCCCCAGAAUACCCCAUAGCCCAGUGAAUAGGGCACUCUCCUGGCCGAGGGGAAACCCCCUUCUUCACCUCAGGCAGAGUUGGGAAACUGAACACAGAUCUCCCACCUGGCUGAGUAUCCUUACCACUGAGCUAAAAAUAAUGACACCAUCUCCUCCUCAGUUUUUCACUGAGAAAGAGCUGACCUGGCUUAGGUGCCUAACUCCAGGAGAGUGUUCACAGCUGUGAAUCCAAAGUGGGGAUAAGCACCUAAUUCCCUUUGCAGGGGGACUUGGAAAUGCUGAGGAGAGGGGAGUGGCCUAUUGGCUAGCCUAGGCAGCUCUCCACUCAGCAGGCUGGCUUUUGUGAAUCCCAUUCUUAGGCACCUCUCUCCCGCCAUGUAUUGUAUGGAGAGCUGGGGGGCCUACCUCAGGGUCAUGAAUUAUUUUUGGUGACAGGGCCCCUAAAAGUUAGGCGCUGCUAUGCUGAGUGUUGCAGCACCUAGACCCUCUUGCAAAUUCCACUCAGUGUUUAACAAUGCUACCAUAAUUAGGGUGGCUAGAAUAUUUGUUAAAGGUAUAAUAUGAUGAUCUCUUUUUUCCUCUGCAUUUUAAAAUAGUUCUGUUUAUCUACUUCCCAUUUGUGUGCAUCUGCCACCAUUUUUUUUAAAAUCACAUGCAAAAUUGAAGGAUCCUCUACUGCAAUAAUUCCUGAGGGGGGCCAAUUACUGAAAAUGUCAGGAACGAUUUGGUCGUUUUCAUCCCUUUUCCCUUCUGUGUUUACUGUUUUAUAGAAGUAAAAGUCUGAUAAUAGUGACAGGAUUCCUCUGACAUAUUCUACUUCUGUCCUCACGAAUGAAUUUUUCCCAUACAGCUCAAUUGGAAGUUUUGAUUUAAGAGGGAGAAUCUGACCCACAGUAUUUCAGUCUCCCAGCUUUUUCAGAAAGAUUGAUAUGGCAAAACCUUA